Molecule: messenger RNA, 514 nt
Organism: Brassica rapa (field mustard)
Lineage: Eukaryota; Viridiplantae; Streptophyta; Magnoliopsida; Brassicales; Brassicaceae
Source: RefSeq, a predicted model, not a curated record
AAAACGAUAAUUACAACUUACAAGUGUUUUUGAUCUAACAAGGUCCAAGAACUAUACUAUAACCCAAUUACUAUAUUAAAUGUUGGCCCAUUAUAGGCCCAAGAAAUAAGUUUGUAAGGUAAGUAAAAAGGAAGAGAAGAAAAGGCAUAAUUGAGAUUGCGAUUGAUUUGGGAUCUUAUUUUCUUCUCUGAAUCAAUGGCGUUGCCUCCAGGACUUUACUCCGGCACCAGCUCCCUUGCUCUCGUGGCUCGUGCUUCGGCGUUCAGCGUGGGUCUCCUCUACGGGAGCAUGAAGCUCAAGGUCUUGAAGAUGACAAAGAAGCCACACAAGGUUGAAGCCACUGCUCAUCACUAAACCAUUGUUUUGUCUUUACAAUAAGAAACCAAACGCUUGGGGCGGGGAUGUCUACCCGCCCUGGUUAGCAUUUUUUUUUUUGUAUGAUUCAUCUUUAUCAUGAAAAAGGAACUAAUAUACUUCAUAGAUCAUUAAUAAAUUAUUUUCUCGACUGUCUCAA